Messenger RNA from Dromiciops gliroides (monito del monte), 2102 nucleotides. It is a transcript of the gene ATF3, whose product is annotated as activating transcription factor 3. Lineage: Eukaryota; Metazoa; Chordata; Mammalia; Microbiotheria; Microbiotheriidae. The record is from RefSeq and is a predicted model, not a curated record. Bases 285 to 830 code for a protein of 181 amino acids. Gene Ontology annotation, molecular function: RNA polymerase II cis-regulatory region sequence-specific DNA binding; DNA-binding transcription factor activity, RNA polymerase II-specific. Gene Ontology annotation, biological process: regulation of transcription by RNA polymerase II. Gene Ontology annotation, cellular component: nucleus. The transcript is spliced from 5 exons.
UAAGGAUUAACUGCAACCACUCUCGGAAAUGGGUGAUGCAACCUCGCUACUAGUCAGAAUCCCAAGCAACGAGGCGGAGAGAGGAGCUUAGCUCGCCCCGGCAGCGGCGGCAGCGGCGGCAGCGGCGGCAGCAGCAGGGCAGACGCCACCUCCGUUUCCAAGUCGGCGGGUUCCGAUCCCACCUUCGCUCCUCCAGCUUUGCUUAGCUCCAGGCGAGCCUUCGCUUCUCGGCUCCGGACAGCCCCAGCCCAGCGCCCUCCUCGGACUGUCAGAAAGGAAGCAAAAUGAUGCUUCAACAUCCAAGCCAGGUCCCUGCCUCAGAAGUCAGCGCGACAGCCAUUGUCCCCUGCCUGUCACCUGCUGGUUCUCUGGCGUUUGAAGAUUUCACAACCCUCACCCCGCUCGUCAAGGAAGAGCUGAGGUUUGCCAUCCAAAACAAGCAUCUCUGUCACAGGAUGUCCGCCACAUUGGAGUCCGUCACAGUGAGCGACAGACCCAUUGAGAUGUCCAUCAUGAAAGCAGAGUUUGCCCCUGAAGAGGACGAAAGGAAAAAGAGACGAAGGGAAAGAAAUAAAAUUGCAGCAGCGAAGUGUCGGAACAAGAAGAAGGAGAAGACCGAAUGUUUGCAGAAGGAAUCAGAAAAGUUAGAAAGCGUGAAUGCCGAGCUGAAAGCCCAGAUUGAGGAACUCAAGAAUGAGAAACAGCAUUUGAUAUACAUGCUCAACCUCCACCGGCCUACGUGUAUCGUCCGAGCUCAGAACGGGAGGACACCGGAAGAUGAGAGGAACCUCUUUAUCCAACAGAUAAAAGAAGGAACAUUGCAGAGUUAAGCAGACAUGAUGUGGAGGCAACUCCUUUACUCCACUUCUAUACCAAGAAACCCGAAGCUAUCGGAGAUCUGACUUACUAUGCACUUCUAGGAUCCUAGUAGCCAAGAGCUGUCCAGGAGGCCUUGCUAAGCACAACGCAUCGUUAGCUUAGCUGUGACUUUCUCAAAUCCAGAGAGUUGGCUUUUGGUCCAAGGGAAGAAAGUCUUGGGCCCUGACUCUGGGUCUUUGGGACUUGACAUCUUUACUGUUCCUAGAAGCUGCAGACAAGCCCUGCAGAUGGGUUAGUGUCCUGCUAGUGUCCAGUACCUGUAUUUGUCUUGUUUGGAUGAUACGAACAUUCUGGCUUUCAGUGAUAGAUGUCAGCAGUACAUCUGGGGGAGGGGGGAGGGACUGAACCUGCCCUCCAUUGACCGCUGGUAGGUGAAGCAGACUAACAGUGGGCUUUAUCAGUGUUUUGCAGUGGACAGGGGUGUGCUUUCUAGCCAAAUGUGCUGAUAUGUUACAGGAAUUACUGUACUCAGAGGCCUUCGUUUUCAACCCUAAGCAUUGUACUUACUCCCCCUUCCCCCCUCCCCCCAUAACACUUGCUCGGAUUUUCCUAUGACUCAUCUCAGAUCUGGAUUCUGAGGGGUUUGGGCUUUUGUCCCUAACUUCAACUUCUUGUAAAACUGCUCAGUAACUGAGUUUGCAUUUUAGCGCGAGGGGCAGGGCCCUGUGAUCGCUGCUUUGCCCCAAAGGAGAAAGCCCUUUUCUUGCUGAGUAGACAAGAUACCACGAGCAAAGCUGAUGGGUGUUAUUUAAAAGAAGUCUAGUGUGAACCCAGCCAUGAUGGUUAGAAAAACAUUUGGAAAAAGCAAUGUAACCUGCAAAGGAUCAGACUUCUCGGCUGUCAACUCAGCUUUCAAAUGACUUCAAGGGCCAGAACAAAGAAUAUCUUUUUUUCUUCUCUCAUUGCUGACUGCAGUCAUUGUUCAAAGCCUGAUGAAAUUUAGGAUUUAGUAACAAUGGUGUUAAUGAUAGACUUUUUUUUUUUUGGUGAUCAAUUUUUUUUAAAAAAAUUUGAACCCAGGAUGUUUGCAACUAUGAGUAGAUCUCUUGGUCAAAAGUAUCCCAGUUACUGUCUAACUGUUAAAAUUCUGAUGUUUCUGUGAAAUCCUCAGAUUGUUAAAGCUUGUUCAAUAUUAUCAUUACAAUUUUCUGUAAAAGGAAAUAUUACCUUAUUUAUCCUUAUUAACCAGUCAAUCAAAUAAACCAUGAGACUGAAAACGAAGG